AUGGGCAGCGGCAAAGGCGGCAGCUCUUGGGUCAGUAGGAGCAGUAGCAGCAAAUCUAUACGAGAAUGCCAUGAGGACAAGUGUCAUAAGCCGGUAGGGAAGUUUAAGCACAAGGGGUAUUCAGUCCACUGCGAUAAGCAUGCUUGUAAUUUCGGACCUGGGUGCAAGUUGAGCAAGCAUUCAAAGGAUAAGUUCUGCGCCGACCACUCUGUGUGUGCUUGGCUUAAAUGCGAUACAAAGGUGCUGGAUGUCGAAGGAGGCAAUUUUCUUUACUCUAAUAUUGGUCACCAGCCAUGGCUUUGCCGCGAUCACUCCUGUAAGGCAAAGGUCAAAGACAAGCAGUGCUACGAGCUACGCGAUAAGAACUCCCAAUAUUGUGAAGAGCACUCCAAAGAGUUCCAGUGCAAGAUGGCGAAAUGCGACUCCGACCGGGAUGGUUCUGAACGGUACUGCAAGAAACACCAUUGUGAAGUGGCCGACUGCCACCGUAAAACACUCAAAUUAGAGGAUCAUGAAAUGGCGGGUCGAGACAAGAAAAAGUGCUAUAGGCAUCAACACUGUGAAGCUUCGAGAGACUGCAAGAACUACUCUCUUUGGGAUCCCGACAAAACUCCAACGAGGCUCUGUGCGAACCACUACAAAUGCCAGUUCUUACACGACUGCAACGGCUUUGCCCAAGGAGAUUCAAGAUUCUGUACUGAGCAUGAGUGCGAUCAACAGGGCUGCCUGCAGCCUCGGGAUGCCCAUAACGGCCUGAUUAUGAGAUGGUGCCAUAUGCACUUAUGCUCCGCGCCUGGAUGCCCAGACUUUGCGAACGGACAUGGUCACGCCCACCCCCAGAAAUGCUUCCGACAUACUUGUCAAAGAGCAGACUGUUCAGAAAUCGUCCAGGACAGCCAUCCCAACUCUCAUUUUUGCCAAACUCAUGCCUGCGUUGACCCUUCAUGCUCUUAUGAGUCAACAAUCCCUGGUGGCUAUUGCUACGCCCAUGGAUGCAACACACCAGGCUGCCGUGCGCCCCGAGACCGCGGCUCUGCAUUCUUCCCCUCUCUUUGCAGACUCCAUGGGGAUGAGAGACAGGAACAAGAGAUGUACUAUUAUCAUACCGCUUCUCCUUCUCGAGCAACAUCUCGCUCAGGUAGCAGGACUAGUAGCCAUGACUCCCGGCGCAUUCCGAGGACAUUUCGCCACCAGCAAUACCAUUACCCAGCAUAUCAGGAUCCGUUUCAGGUCUCAGAAGCUGAUCGUCGAUAUGAAGCGUAUGAUAAUGCAGAUGAUUAUUACCGGAGGAUCCCAAGAUCCCGGUAUUACGAUUGA
Messenger RNA from Fusarium mangiferae, 1317 nucleotides. RefSeq lists its product as uncharacterized. The coding region runs from base 1 to 1317 and encodes 438 amino acids. NCBI's taxonomy places the organism in Eukaryota, Fungi, Ascomycota, Sordariomycetes, Hypocreales, Nectriaceae. The transcript has 5 exons. The record is from RefSeq and is a predicted model, not a curated record.